AUGCCACCGAAAGGCGAUAAGGGAAAGAAGGACGCGAAAGCUCCGGCCAAGAAGAAGGAGGGCUCCGGAGGGGGCAAAGCCAAGAAGAAGAAGUGGUCCAAAGGCAAAGUGAGGGACAAGUUGAACAACUUGGUCCUCUUCGACAAAGGCACUUAUGAUAAGUUUGUGAAAGAAGUUCCCUCUUAUAAGUUGAUCACACCAUCGGUGGUGAGCGAGCGGCUGAAGAUCAGGGGUUCGUUGGCCCGCAAAGCGCUGCUCGAGUUGCACGAGAAGGGACUGAUCCGACAGGUGAUCAAACAUCACUCGCAGACGAUAUACACGCGAACCACGAAAGCGGACGACGCGGCCGAAGAGGAGGCGGCGGCGGAAGCGGCCGCUGAGGCCGGAAAGGGAGGCAAAAAAGGCAAAAAGGAAAAGUCUUAA
Medioppia subpectinata is the source of this 423-nucleotide messenger RNA. The record is from the annotation of a GenBank genome assembly. Lineage: Eukaryota; Metazoa; Arthropoda; Arachnida; Sarcoptiformes; Oppiidae.